UUAUUAGUGUAAUUUUUUUUCCUUUAAAACUGUUGCUACUGUUCCUAUAUCUACAUAGACAUAACCCAUGAUGGCCGCAUGAGAGCGUCAAAGCCGCGCCACCGCAAGAGCCGCCACUCGGGAGUCGCCGCCGCAUGAGCCGCCACCACGAGUAGCAUUGACGCCGUGAGAAGUCGACUACUCCCUUGCUGCUGGGAGACACUACAUCACGAGGCUGCGAGAGGAGUCGCCGCUGUGAUAGGCGCCGCCGCGAGAGUCGUCGUUGCGAGAGUUGCCACCGUGAGGACUGUCGGAUUUUCUCUUGCCACCGGGAGAAGCUGCAUCGCGAGGCUCGUGAAAUGUUAUAUCACGCUUGUAGUGGCUACAUGUAGAGUUUGAAAUCGAGCAUAAGCAAAACCCUCCGAGGAACAUGCACAGAUUUUCGGCGCUUUUCUUUAGAAAACAUGGUCUGGCUCCCUUACUACGGAGAAAAUCAUUGGUAAUCACACCUGAAGACACCUUCUGUCAUUUUUUCUGUACUAUCUCUGAGGUAAGUUUUUCUCAGACCUCCUCGCAGUUACCCGCACAUUGCAAUUCUAAAAGCUCAACAUUUGACACCAACACCAAAAAUGGCAUAACAAACCAUUUUGGCCUCAUUCGCCUGCAAGAGAUUUCAAUAAACCACGCAAACGAUCAAAGCCAUGACGAGUUUGCUUCUGAUGUGGAAAAGGUUUAUAGAAUAUUACGAAAGUACCAUUCUAGGGUUCCCAAAUUGGAACUUGCUCUCAGGGAAUCCGGAGUUGUUGUGAGGCCCGGAUUGACUGAGCGUGUGUUGAAUCGAUGUGGUGAUGCCGGGAAUUUGGCGUAUAGGUUCUAUUCCUGGGCCUCUAAGCAAUCUGGUCAUCGACAUGACCAGGAUGCAUACAAGGCAAUGAUUAAGAUUUUGGGUAGGAUGCGACAGUUUGGUGCUGUUUGGGCACUGAUUGAGGAAAUGAGGCAGGAGAAUCCUGAGUUGAUUACGCAGCAAGUGUUUGUUAUUUUGAUGAGAAGGUUUGCCUCUGCAAGGAUGGUUCAGAAAGCGGUGGAAGUGUUGGAUGAGAUGCCCAAGUACGGGUGUGAGCCGGAUGAAUAUGUUUUUGGGUGUUUGUUGGAUGCUUUAUGCAAGAAUGGAAGUGUUAAGGAGGCAGCUUCGCUGUUUGAGGACAUGAGGUAUCGGUGGAAACCGGGUGUGAAGCAUUUCACUUCAUUGUUGUAUGGUUGGUGUAAGGAAGGGAAGCUUAUGGAGGCCAAACAUGUGUUGGUUCAGAUGAAGGAAGCGGGCAUUGAGCCAGAUAUUGUGGUUUAUAACAACUUACUCGGUGGGUAUGCUCAGGCCGGGAAAAUGGGGGAUUCUUAUGAUCUUUUGAAAGAGAUGAGGAGGAAGGGUUGUGAACCAAACGCGACGUCCUACACAGUUUUGAUCCAGUCACUUUGUAAACACGAAAGGUUGGAGGAGGCUACGCGGGUAUUUAUUGAGAUGCAGAGAAGUGGUUGUCAGGCGGAUGUUGUCACAUAUUCCACAUUAAUUAGUGGAUUUUGUAAGUGGGGAAAAAUCAAAAGGGGGUAUGAGCUUUUGGAUGAGAUGAUACAACAAGGGCAUUCUCCAAAUCAGGCUAUUUAUCAGCAUAUCAUGGUGGCCCAUGAGAAGAAGGAGGAACUGGAAGAAUGUAAGGAACUGGUGAUUGAGAUGCAGAAGAUUGGGUGUCCUCCGGAUCUUAGUAUUUAUAAUACAGUCAUUAGAUUGGCUUGCAAGUUGGGAGAGGUCAAGGAAGGUGUUGGGCUUUGGAAUGAAAUGGAAUCCAAUGGCCUCAGUUCUGGCAUUGACACCUUUGUCAUCAUGAUUAAUGGUUUUCUUGAGCAAGGCUGCCUAGUUGAAGCCUGUGAGUAUUUUAAAGAGAUGGUUGGAAGAGGGCUUUUUACUGCUCCUCAAUAUGGAACCCUGAAGGAGCUGAUGAAUUCUCUUCUAAGAGCUGAGAAACUUGAAAUGGCCAAAGAUGCAUGGAAUUGUAUCACAUCUUCUAAAGGGUGUCAACUAAAUGUGAGUGCAUGGACAAUCUGGAUUCAUGCACUCUUUUCAAAAGGACACGUGAAGGAGGCUUGUUCAUUCUGUAUAGACAUGAUGGAUAAGGAUUUGAUGCCGCAGCCAGAUACUUUUGCAAAACUUAUGCGUGGUCUGAGGAAAUUAUAUAACAGACAGUUCGCAGCAGAGAUCACGGAGAAGGUCAGGAAAAUGGCAGCUGAUAGGCAGAUCACUUUUAAGAUGUAUAAACGGAGGGGAGAGAGGGACUUGAAAGAGAAGGAAAAGGAGAAAAAGGAUGGGAGGAAGAGGAGAGCUAGACAACGCCAAUGGGGUGGAGGCCGUCAGAAAUUAUAACUUUCACAGUUGAAGUUGGACGUAAAAUAUGUAGGAAUCCAGAGGAUUGUGAUUUUUGAUGCAGUUUCUAUUUGCAGCCAUAUGAAGCCUCUUCGGUCCAGAUUAUCACUCAAGGGAAGCUAAGUGCCUCACGUAUAUUAAGAAUUCACAAGGUUGAUUUAGCUUAUUAAUUAUGUAAUUGAGAAGAUGGUGCUUGACAAACCUUUGGAUAGCUCAAGUGCUGAUGGUAGUUUUGCCCUUGGGUUUCCUGGUUCACAGUCACAGUAUCAAACAGUUGGAGAUGGGUCCUUUCGAUCUGGAUUUAAGCCUUAGCAAAAGCUUAGACCUUCGAUUGAAAUGUUGUGCAACAACCAGGUUUUCUUUCUUAUGAUCAUGUAAAUUGCUUCUGAGCAAUUAUUCUUCGUGGGUUGCCUGCAUUGAUCGGUAGUAUUAUAGGAAACUGUAAAUUCUUAGUGUGCAUUAUCACCAAACCAGUAAUUUUAUAUCUAGUGCUAGUUCUCAUCUAACAUCGCAUUUGGGUCUUGUGUUCUUUCUCUGCAUCACUGCAUGAAUAUUUGAGUGUAUUCAAUAUGCAAUUCUGAAGGCAAAACAUUAGUUGAAACUGUAACGCGACUAACUGUAGCUAUGGCAUUAUUUGCUUAGAGGUCUA
This is a messenger RNA of Vigna unguiculata (cowpea), 3041 nucleotides long. RefSeq names its product putative pentatricopeptide repeat-containing protein At5g65820. The record is from RefSeq and is a predicted model, not a curated record. Gene Ontology annotation, molecular function: protein binding. NCBI's taxonomy places the organism in Eukaryota, Viridiplantae, Streptophyta, Magnoliopsida, Fabales, Fabaceae.